AUGACAUCGCCGAUCAACCCCCCGCCGCUCUGGACCACGCUAUCCGCCUACUUCGCCUCAGCCCUGGACAGCCUGGCGCAGUUUUUCGCGUACAUUUUCGCCUCGCCGCCUCGCUACCGCGCACCGCUGCGCUUCGGCUUCCUGCAGGGCACCUUUGGGCUGCCGUACGGCGGCCAUCUGGUGCAGCCGGAGGCCCUGCCCGACACGAUAACGCUGACGCCGUCGAUGCCCAUGUUUGCGUGUCUGGGCAGCGCCAGGCAGAUCCACGGGUUCCUUGUGCAGCAGACACGCACCAGCCUGUGCACGGUGAACGUGCCGUGCGGGAACGGCGGGCUGGUGGUGGAGAUGUACAGGGACCGCAGCUACGACCGGCUGGCGGGCUGGUGGGACAUGGGGCAGAGGCAGGUUGUGGUGCGGGCGCAGCGGGCAUUUAGCGCCAGCGAGUUCCGCCCGCUGCUCAGGGUCACGGUGCCGCAGGGCGUGCUGCUGAGCGACGUCGCAGAGGUCCUGGAGAGGUGUAGAUGCGGCGACCAUGACCUUACUAGGGACAAGAGGCUUAAUCUGGGCAUUGUUGCCAGGGCGAGGGCGGUGCCUGUGCCUGAUCUGGAUGACGCGCAGCUGCCGCCGUACGAGAGACGCAAUCUGCCGCCGCCGUACGAGCACUGA
This is a messenger RNA of Linderina pennispora, 666 nucleotides long. RefSeq lists its product as uncharacterized. NCBI's taxonomy places the organism in Eukaryota, Fungi, Kickxellomycota, Kickxellomycetes, Kickxellales, Kickxellaceae. The record is from RefSeq and is a predicted model, not a curated record. Bases 1 to 666 code for a protein of 221 amino acids. The transcript has a single exon.